This is a messenger RNA of Heterobilharzia americana, 3014 nucleotides long. Lineage: Eukaryota; Metazoa; Platyhelminthes; Trematoda; Strigeidida; Schistosomatidae. The record is from the annotation of a GenBank genome assembly.
AUGUCAUUAUCAAAUUUUCAACUUAAUCUAAUUCAUCAAUUCAAACAAAUUGGACAAACUGUAGCACCAUUUGAAGAUGGUGGGAUUUUGAACUAUCUAUUUGAACCAAUUGUUAAAAACAGCAAUUUGUCAACUAAUUCAACUGAUAAUAAUAGUUCAAUAACAUUGCUCAAAUUAGUUGAGAUUAAUGAUACUUAUUCCUUUGUUAUUAGUAUGAUAGGUCAUAUGUUGUUUGACAGUCUUCAGAAUAUGAAUGUUUACAAUGUAGUAUCAAUAAAUCGAAAUGAAUACAAUUCUUCAUUGACAAACAGAACGUCCAAAAAUAUGACAAGGAAAUUUACUACAAUCAUAAUAGUUGAAUGUCUUUUUUUCCUAUUAUCUAUUAUACUAAGUAUGUCACAUUUUGUAUUGAUCUACUGUCCGUUUAGUUUUGGUCAAAAAACUCCUCUAAUUUACUCAAAGGAUUUUAAAUCCUCAAAGAUUUUGAAAAGCUCCAAUGUUAAUACUCUUUCAAAUGGUGAUAAAACAUUAGUCUAUGAUGUUGGAAAUUCUUUUGUCAAUGAACAACUGCCGAAUUCAUUAUCACCGGGAACAGUUGAAUGGGUUCAACAGUCGAAUGCAAGAAGGUUGUCGAUAAAUUCUUCUGAUAUUUACAUCAAUGAAGCAGCUGACAAACUUAAGCAGUUUGAUCAACCACCAAAGGAUUCUAUGGAUUCCUCAACCAUGACUAUAAGCAACUUCAGUGGGGCAAAUCAAGUUCCUAGAAAUCAAAUCGUUUUACCUAUAAUCAGUCCAUCUCAGUACAAUGCACGAAAGAAAAUGUAUAUUACUGUAAAAUUUAUAAUUUACACCUUAAUUUGUACACUCAUUUUCUUAUGUGUAAUCUGUUUCUAUGCAAUGGAGGCGACAUUUAUAAAUUUCACUCCGGAAACAACUGAAAAUUCAACAGAUAUGUUACACAAAACUUUUAAAAACGCAUUAUUGCAUGAAUUAUUCUAUAAACUACCAAUAUAUUUACAAGAAAUUAUCACACAAGGUCAAGAAGAAACUGAAAAAACAUUUCGGGUUGUUGAGAAAGAGAUUGAAAAACAGCUAUUAAUUACUGCUGACAAUAUAACUGAAUCUCUUUUGAAAUCAUAUAACCUGUUACCUGUGAUAGUUACAGCGGAUUCAAUUGCUCAAAGUUUAAAUGAAACAGCCUUAGCUAGUCAGAUAAUUAAUUCACAGCAAAUAGUACUUCAACAAGAAUUUAAUAGUUAUAUUGGUGAACUGAAAGGCUAUUCAAACAUAUUAAAUAAAUCUUUGAAUUUUGUUUGUGAACAAAUACAACAAAAUACUACAGAAAGUGUGAAAUGUAAAGAAUUACAGAUACAAAGCUCAGUUUUACUUUUGGAUGUUAAUACUCAACGUUUUGAGUUGGAAUCAAGUGGAAUUAUAGUAUUUUUAAUGCGAGAUUUAAAUAUCAAUUUGAAUACAAUCACAGAUCAAUUGAGUAUUGCAAAAAGUCGUUUAAAUGAAAAGAAGAGUGAAGUGAUACAAAAGAUGAAAUCAACUUUCAGUUUGGAGGAAUAUAAUAAACAGUUUACUUCUAUCUGGAAAACUUUACAAAAUAAUACUGUAGAUAAAGUUAAGUCUUUUCUUACCACUGAAAAACAACAAGAAAUUGAUAACAGUGUCAAUUUAACAUGUUAUAUCAUUUCUAUAAUUGGAUACAUAUUAAUUACUUUUGUGCUGUCAUCGAUUACAUUUUUAAUCACAUAUUGUAUAUUGUAUACAGUAGAUGCAUAUGAAAGAUAUUUAUUCAGUUUCAGAUUGAUCCGGAACUGGAUGACUCAAAACUAUUCAUUCUUCGGAUUCAAAGAUGUCAUAAUGGAGACUAUAGCUGACACAGAAUUAUGUCGUUAUGUGAGCACAGAUUCAGGAAUUGUAUUCACUGACUUAGUAUUGGACGUUUAUAUUCAGUACGAAUGGACAAAUUUAAUUUUGAAUAACAGUAAACUUUCCGAUGAAUCAACGAAUUUUAUAAAUUUACCGGCACCUAAACACGUUUUUUCAACAUUGCUUAAUAAAUGUCAAAGUUCAAUGUCCAAUAAUAGUCAGAAUUAUGGCUUAUUGAAACAACUGAACUACAGUGGUAUUAUAUGUUUCGAAAAAAUACUGUACUCACCUAAAUUACAAAAAAUAAUCAAAGAUGCAGAAAACUCAUCUGUGAAUGAAAUCGUGAAAAUGAAUUUUUCGGAGUUUAUACCUCCUGAUUUGGAUAGUUUAACUUCACUAGCUAGAAAGUUAUCGGUCUAUCUAGAUGGUAAAGACUAUAAGCCUUCCAUUCAAGAAAUCAUUAAAUUUACAACACUGAAACCGAAGAUACUAAAUUAUUUGGAAGAGAUGAGAAGAUUUGUUCAAUUCAAUGAUCCAAUUUAUAACGUAUUAGAUAUAGUUGAACAGAUUAACAAUUCAUAUGGAUUGAAGUUUUUUAAAAAUCUCAGUGCUGACCCACAGAGAUUGGAAGAGCCAAUUCGUCCACUAUUUGAAACAUCUGUCCAAUCUUUAUUGAAACAAGCUGAUAUCAUGUUAAAUGAUCAAUUUGAGCAAUUGUUUUCAAAAAUUUUACCUUGUAAUAAUUUAAAUAAGCUUUUACUUACUAUGACAAAUACAUUCUGUGACAGAAAAUACAGCAUAAUUUUAUGCUUAGGAAGUUACAUAUUAUUUAUCUGCAUAACCUAUUUUUUACUGCUUAUCAUACUGCUGAUAUUUGUAAUUUAUGCUAGGAAACAUACUGAGCUUGUUAUGUAUACAAAAUGGGAAAAUAUUCCUUUACACCAAUCUGUUGAACUAUGUCACAAACUACUUACAAAUAAUUAAUCGAAAGAAAAUUCUUACUUCUGCAUAUAUUUACAAUCUCAUUGUGUUUUAUUUUGCGCUUGAUUGAGCGCAGUAGCUAUUACAUGAGCCGUUACUAAGAUAAUGUGAUAUACUCUAGUAGAGCUUUGUGUAUCUUCCUCAGCAGCAAUCAG